GUACCAAACCAAAGAUGUCCUCGACAAGAAAGAUUCUACUCAUCCUGGGAUUCCUCUCUACUUUGGCUGUAAUUGCUUUAAUUGCUGUAGCAGUGACCCAAAACAAGCCACUUCCGAAGAAUAUUAAGUAUGGAAUUGUGCUGGAUGCGGGGUCGUCCCACACUAACCUGUACGUGUAUGAGUGGCCAGCAGAGAAGGAGAACGAUACUGGGGUGGUGCAGCAGGUGGAGGUGUGUAAAGUCGAAGGCCCUGGGAUCUCAGGUUACUCCCAUGCCACGGAGAAGGCAGGUCCCUCUCUGGCACAGUGCCUACAACAAGCAGAAGAGGUGAUUCCCUCAAAGCAGCACCAAGAGACACCUGUCUACCUCGGAGCAACCGCCGGCAUGCGACUUCUCAGCUUGGAGAAUAAAAGCGCAGCUGCCAAAGUUUUGUCCUCAGUAGAGAAGACGCUACGCUCAGCUCCCUUCAACUUCCAGGGUGCCAGAAUCAUCAGCGGUCAGGAAGAAGGAGCGUAUGGAUGGAUCACCAUUAACUACCUGCUGGGCAAUUUCAAGCAGUCUGGCUGGACAAAACUUCUACAUUCCCUAAAAUCCAUAAGUGAGACAUCAGGAGCAUUAGACCUUGGAGGAGCCUCAACACAGAUUACCUUUGUACCAGAUAAAUUCUCUUCUGAGUCCCCAGAGAACAUGCUCUACUUCCGUCUCUAUGGCAAGGAUUACCUAGUGUACACGCACAGCUUCCUCUGCUAUGGGAAGGACCAGGCUCUGCAACAGAAACUGGCCAGGGACCUACAGACCAUGAAGAACAGCAGCCUCCUUGAUCCAUGCUUUCACCAGGGGUAUCAGAGGACUAUAAAUACAAGUGACUUCUUAAAAAACCCUUGUACAUCAGCCAAGAAAAAGCAGUUGCCUUUCAGCCAACUGUACAUACAGGGAGAGGGGGAUUAUCAAAAGUGCCGAAGAAACAUCCAGAAACUCUUUAACAAAAACAAUUGUCCUUACUCCAGUUGCUCCUUCAAUGAGAUAUACCUACCUCCAUUACAAGGGGAUUUUGGGGCUUUUUCUGCAUUCUACUUUGUGAUGAACUUUUUGAACCUGACCAGUGAUCAAAGCCCCAUUGCCCUGGACAAAGUGGCCAGCACCAUUGAGAGCUUCUGCGCCCGGCCUUGGCAUGAGGUGAAGGCAGCGUAUCACCAAAUAAAAGAAAAGUACCUGAGUGAAUAUUGCUUCUCUGGAGCCUACAUCCUCUCUCUCCUGGAAAAUGGCUACGAAUUCACUGAAAAGAACUGGCAAAGCAUCCACUUCCUUGGAAAGAUCGGCAGCAGCGAUGCGGGCUGGACCCUGGGCUACAUGCUGAACCUGACCAACAUGAUCCCCGCAGAGGAGCGCGCUAUGCCCCCUCUUUCCUACAGUAGCUACGUGGGUCUGAUGGUGCUGUGCUCCCUCGUGCUGGUGUCUGUGCUCCUGUUUGCCUGGCUUCUCUUCCACAAGCCCAAGUGCCUGCAGAAGGGAAUUGUUUAGAAAGAGCCUUGGGAGGAAAGGGGCCAUGUCGCCCUGGUCCUCAGGGCUAGGAGAACCCAGCAGAGCAGGCUGUACUGCAGAGCCCCUCUUGCCUCCCACUGAAGCUACUGACUGUGUGCGACAAGGGCAUUUAUUCCUUCUGACUCACACUUGCACUGACAGACGUUGGGACAUCAGGCUUGCCACCUCUCUCUGCCAAGGACAGACAAGCGGGUGUCCCCUCCUUGAAUGGGUCGUACUUUCAUUCAGUGAAACUUUGCUGCUUGUUGAGUUUUGCCUUGUACACAGCAUUAUAAAGAGAAAAGCAGCAGCAAACUUUGGGAGCCAGUGCUCCUGCAAGGGUAAUCUCAGGGUCACACAUCCCACUGAGCUCUUGGGAGCGAUCACACACAGGGUGAAGCUGCCCCUCCUCUGCCGAAGCCGUUCCUGAGAGCCCUUCCCACACCAGCACAUCUCCGCUCGCCUCCCUGUGCCCUGAGCCCUCGCAGCCAUACAGCCGGGUACAGCCACCCGCACCUGGCUGACCCUGAAUGCUGGCCAGGUUCCCAAAUGCCACUCUGGGAAAAGAAGGGAUGAGGAUGAAAAGACUGAGUGUGCUGGUGGUCAUCAGCCCUUAGCUGGGCUCUGGUGGCUGUCUGCUCCUUUCACAGGUGGCAAGAAGCCUCUUUCCCACGUCUUCCUGAUGUUGUUGCUGGACCAAAGCUGGCUCACUGUUACACUGAGCCAUUCCUAUGUCCCUAGGGUACAUCAAGACACAAGUUCCCAGCCUGGCAUUGCU
Molecule: messenger RNA, 2298 nt
Organism: Tauraco erythrolophus (red-crested turaco)
Lineage: Eukaryota; Metazoa; Chordata; Aves; Musophagiformes; Musophagidae
Source: RefSeq, a predicted model, not a curated record